AUGACAAGUAAUAAUAGUAGUAAUAUUAAUGAAUCUGAAUCUAAUGAUUCAAAUUGUUCUAUUUGUCUAUCAGAGAUUGAGAAUGAAACCAAAGUAAUCAUUUGUAAUCAUCAUUUUUGUUUAAAAUGUAUUCAAGGCUGGAUAAAGAAUAAGAUAGAAUGUCCUCUUUGUAAAUCUGUAUCGGAAAAUAAAUAUAUAGAUGUAGAACCACCGGCUAAACCACACCCUAGUAAAGUGGAAGCGGAUCUUGCAUGUCUCGAUCACAGUUACUUUGCUGAGGAGAUAAAUAAAUUGAUUGUAAUGUCACAGGCUAUCGCCUUCAAAGUUGAGAAUACACCGAGUAUAAAUCAAACAACCAAAGUAUAUGUUAAUAACAAUAAUCAACAUGAUCUGACGUUGUUGGUAUCGAUUGAUGAAACACUGCAUCGAUUGCACGGCGAUAUGGAAGCACUGACACCUUUUGACCCACAGUCGAUGCUCUCUGAGAUCUACUCGAUAGAGACAACACUCAAAGAUCUCGAUCGUAUUUAUAACAACUACAACAGACAGGCCUCCAUUCAGAAACAACAAAACAACAGUAGAUACACACCAUCUUCAUCAUCUUCGAAACUGCGGUCAAACAACAACAGCAACGACGAUGAUGACGACGAUUAUCAAGAUGACUACUUUGAAGACAAUGAUAGAUAUUAUGAAUCUGUUGAUGAUGGUAAACAACAAAGAUACGCAAAAUCAAAAUAA
This is a messenger RNA of Heterostelium album PN500, 738 nucleotides long. RefSeq lists its product as uncharacterized. The record is from RefSeq and is a predicted model, not a curated record. Gene Ontology annotation, molecular function: ubiquitin protein ligase activity. The coding region runs from base 1 to 738 and encodes 245 amino acids. The transcript is spliced from 3 exons. Gene Ontology annotation, biological process: protein polyubiquitination; protein monoubiquitination. NCBI's taxonomy places the organism in Eukaryota, Evosea, Eumycetozoa, Acytosteliales, Acytosteliaceae.